Molecule: messenger RNA, 1236 nt
Organism: Mycena indigotica
Lineage: Eukaryota; Fungi; Basidiomycota; Agaricomycetes; Agaricales; Mycenaceae
Exons: 5
Coding region: 1-1236 (411 amino acids)
Source: RefSeq, a predicted model, not a curated record
AUGCACACCCCCACCCUCAUCGCUCUCGCUUUCGCGGCCGUAGCAUCCGCUCGCCCCGCACGCUUCCAACGCCGCGCUGAGUUCACUCUCCAGAAUGGCCAAGAUGCCCUGAAGCUCAAUGCCGAUUUCAAGGCUUUGACGCCAGGCAGCGCCUGCCAGGACGGUACGAACGCCUGUGUUACCAACCAAUUCGCCCAAUGUGUUGGUGGCAAAUUCCUUCUCCAACCUUGUGCGGGUGGAACGAUCUGCGCUGCUCUUCCCUUGGUUAACUCUAAGGGAACUAGCAUCACCUGUACGACUGAGGCUGACCUCAACGCCCGGAUUGCAGCCACUGGUGCCACUGCCGGUGCUGCAGCCCCUCCAGCUCAGGCCCCUCCUGCCGAAGCUCCCCCUGCUCAAGCACCUCCCGCCCAGGCUCCUCCGGCCAACAACAACAACAACGGUGGUGGUCGAGGCGGAGGACGAGGCGGAAACGGUGGAGGCCGAGGUGGCAAUAACGGCAACAACGGUGGCAAUGCAGGUGCCGGCAAUAAUGCUGGCGCUGGCGCUGGCAACAAUGCGGGUGCUGGCGGCGCCGGAGCUGAUGCUCAAUCAUCCUUCACUCUUGACCCUGCUGUCAUUGCAAAGGGUUUCGCUGACGACGGUCAAAACCCACCCACUGCAGGACAAACCGCCUCCAAGACUACAACUAACAACUGGAUCAACUUCUGCAAGCUCACUCUCCCCGGUACUCCUCUCACCGACGGAAAGCAAGUCCAGGGUGGCUCGUGCAACCCGACGCCAAUGGGUCUGCUCCCCUCCAUCGACAAGAUGCCCUCGGCCAAGUUCAACUUCCCCAAGAACACCGACUCAGUAAACGCCAACGUUCCCUUCAACGCGUCUCUUAAUGUGGCAAACUUCCAAACUGGUACCUUCACCAACGCCCAGAGGACCUACUUCUCUGCUCCCCAGACGCUCAACGCACAAGGCGAAAUCAUUGGCCACACCCACAUCGUCAUCGAGGCUUUGCAGAGCAUCGACCAGAUCACCCCUACCGACCCCAAGAAGUUCUUCUUCUUCAAGGGUGUUGACAACCCAGCUGAGAACGGCGAGGCCAUCGCCUUCGUCUCCAAGGGUGUCCCAGCUGGCGCUUACCGCAUGUGCUCGAUCAACACCUCUGCCAACCACGCCCCCGUUGUCGGCCCCAUCGCGCAACACGGUUCGUUCGACGACUGUGUCUACUUCACCGCCAAGUAA